GCGUGAGUAGUAGCCAGUGACGCUGUGUCCUGUGUGGGAGCCGCGACACUCCGCGGUCCGCGUUUAAUUUAUUUCAAGUGUAUUCAGUUAAUCGUAGAAAAUCCGUGAAAAUGACCACCGCACCUCAUAGUAAGAAGCGCGUCUGCUACUACUAUGACAGUGAUAUUGGUAACUAUUAUUAUGGGCAAGGACAUCCCAUGAAACCGCACCGCAUAAGGAUGACACACAAUUUACUUUUGAACUAUGGACUCUACAGAAAAAUGGAGAUAUACCGUCCACAUAAAGCCACUGCCGACGAGAUGACAAAGUUUCAUAGUGACGAGUACAUCAGGUUCUUGAGGUCCAUCAGACCAGACAACAUGUCUGAGUAUAAUAAGCAAAUGCAGCGGUUCAAUGUAGGAGAGGACUGCCCAGUUUUUGACGGUCUCUACGAAUUUUGUCAAUUAUCAGCUGGUGGAUCCGUAGCUGCAGCUGUCAAAUUAAACAAACAGGCCUCGGAGAUCUGUAUUAAUUGGGGUGGUGGAUUACAUCAUGCAAAGAAAAGCGAGGCCUCUGGCUUUUGUUAUGUGAACGAUAUUGUAUUGGGAAUUCUGGAAUUGCUCAAAUAUCACCAAAGAGUGUUGUACAUUGACAUUGAUGUUCAUCACGGCGAUGGCGUCGAAGAAGCGUUUUACACUACGGAUAGAGUGAUGACUGUCUCCUUCCAUAAGUAUGGAGAGUACUUCCCUGGAACUGGUGAUCUCAGAGAUAUUGGGGCUGGAAAGGGAAAAUAUUAUGCUGUCAAUAUUCCCUUGAGGGAUGGUAUGGAUGAUGAAAGCUACGAGUCCAUUUUUGUUCCAAUUAUUUCAAAAGUCAUGGAAACUUUCCAGCCCUCUGCUGUAGUUUUACAGUGCGGUGCUGAUUCCUUGACAGGCGACAGAUUGGGCUGUUUCAAUCUAACCGUUAGAGGCCAUGGAAAAUGUGUCGAAUUUGUAAAGAAAUACAAUCUGCCAUUCCUAAUGGUUGGUGGUGGCGGUUACACAAUCAGAAAUGUCUCUAGAUGUUGGACAUAUGAAACAUCCGUAGCUCUUGGUUCAGAAAUAGCUAAUGAACUUCCUUAUAAUGAUUACUUUGAAUACUUUGGACCAGAUUUCAAACUUCACAUCAGUCCAUCGAAUAUGGCCAAUCAGAACACACCAGAGUAUCUCGAAAAAAUAAAGACCAGGCUCUUCGAGAAUUUGAGAAUGUUGCCACAUGCUCCAGGAGUACAGGUGCAGGCUAUUCCAGAGGACGGUGCAGCAAUAGAAGAUUCUGAAGCGGAGGAGAAGGUCAACCCUGACGAACGGCUGCCUCAACGGGACCUGGAUAAGAGAAUACAACACGAGAAUGAGUACAGUGACAGCGAAGACGAAGGCGAGGGUGGCAGAAGGGACAACAGAUCGUUCAAGGGCUCCAGAAAGAGGCCACGUCUGGAGAAAGGUCAGGAAGGCGUCGAGGGCGACCUGAAGAAGGAAGACGACAUAAAGACCGAGACAAAAGAAAACGAGAAGGAUGACAAGACGAACGCGACAAGCGAGGAGGCGAAGAAGGACGGCAGUGCGAAUCCCUGAUAGGCGAUGGUUCUCCACCGCUUAAGAAAUUGAGAUAUAUCUCUAUUCAAUUCAAGUCUAGAUAAGCGUAGGUAACAUAACGGAUGCAGAUCCGAGAAGCUGUUCGGAUGCAGCCAGCCCACCAUACGAUGAUGAACAUAAUCUCUAACCUUCACUUACCUAUCCCUAAAGAAGAGAUCCUAUCACUCUGUACAGCCUAAAGCCCCAGAUUUUUAGCAUGAACUCUCUAACUUAUCCAUUAUCGUAUUCGUCAUCUUGGUGGACGAGCAAAUAACAUCUGGAUCAGCAAGCGACAUCACGAGUGCAUUCAUGCCUCCUGGUGCGCCUAGAAAUUGAAAUCGCGGUUCCCUUUCCUAAUCUAGAUACAGAUUCUCAUUGAAGUCGUAUUCGACCUGAGGAUUUAUCAAAUGGCCAGGAGCAUUCCUCAUUUUAAUCUAUGUUUAUUAUCAACCUUUUUAAUUGAAAAAGGAUACAUUUGUCGAUACACCGAUCAUUUCAUAAGGAAAUUAUAUGCCGAUUUUAGAACUGGUCUGUAUCCAGUUUCUUCGUACUCUCGCUCAUCUGCACGAAUAAUCGCGAUCAAUCAAUCAUUCGUCUCUCGUAUCCAUGUGGAUUUAUAGAUCAUUGAUCUUUUUCGGCUCGUUGUAUGAUUUUUCUUGACUGAGCCGUGACAGGCCGACGCACUACUUGUAAUACAAAGAAGGGGGAAUUGGUUAGCCGACCGAUUGUAGUAGAUGAAUUGUCGUGGGCACAAUGAAUUAUAAUUUUGUUUCCCAAAGCUGUCUGUACAUAACAUGAAGUCACCAAUUAUAUUUUUCUUUUUCUUUUCGAAUGAUCUCCAACGUGCUAUGAUGUGACGUUUGUUUUUGAUCUGUAACAUAUUUAAUUUUUAUGCGACAAAUUUCGAGAUUCAUCAAGGAGUAAAGUGGAACGAUGGAUCACUUAUCAAGGCUAUCAUUCGAUAUGCUCGCUUAGACUUAGCUGUAGUCCCUUUCUCUUUAAAUAACGUUAAUUAACAAGAUGAAACUAUUUGUGUAAAUUUCAGUCAUUCGUAAUUUUGCAGCUGAUUCGAUUUUUGUUGAUUGCUUUCCUGGGGCUACGAAAAUAGAGCUCGACAGCGUUCAGGAAUAUGUAUGAGCAUUAGAGGGUAAAGAGUUUAUUAAGAAAUCAUUGUCUACGUCUCAAUUUGUUGGAAGAUCCUUGCAAAUUUUAUGAUUCUUGAACGAACAUCUAUUCUGUGCAUGAUUUGUCAGAUCUUGUCGAUCAAACUAAAAAUUUCGUAGCGCCAGGGCGCAUUUCAUUCCGACGUAAGUGAAAUAAAUAUUUGCAUGAUCACAAA
Molecule: messenger RNA, 2928 nt
Organism: Cephus cinctus (wheat stem sawfly)
Lineage: Eukaryota; Metazoa; Arthropoda; Insecta; Hymenoptera; Cephidae
Gene: HDAC1
Product: histone deacetylase Rpd3
Exons: 9
Coding region: 111-1589 (492 amino acids)
Molecular function (GO): histone deacetylase activity
Source: RefSeq, a predicted model, not a curated record